Molecule: messenger RNA, 3377 nt
Organism: Pecten maximus
Lineage: Eukaryota; Metazoa; Mollusca; Bivalvia; Pectinida; Pectinidae
Product: GDP-fucose protein O-fucosyltransferase 2-like
Exons: 9
Coding region: 30-1343 (437 amino acids)
Biological process (GO): protein O-linked glycosylation via fucose
Molecular function (GO): peptide-O-fucosyltransferase activity
Source: RefSeq, a predicted model, not a curated record
AUUGGCAUGGACGCAGGAGACAAGUAAAGAUGAAUAUUUGGACAGUGCUCCAUGUUCUUUUUGUGAUUGCAUGCAUAGAUCUCAGAUUUACUGAAUGCAAAACGAAGCAAGAUUCGGCGUUUGAUGUCGGUGUUAACGAUGCACCAGAAUUUAAGGAAUCAAAACCUGUCAGAUACCUGUUAUACAAUGUGAACCCCGGUGAAGGCUUUAACUUGAGAAGGGAUGUCUAUAUACGUGUUGCAAACCUUGUCAAGCUUUUAAACGAUGACGAACCAUGGGCAUUGGUCCUACCACCAUGGGGGAGGAUCUACCACUGGCAAACAAGGGAGAUAAGUCAGAUAAAGCUUCCUUGGUCUCUCUUCUUUGAUCUUGAAAGUCUGAGGAGACACAUUCCUGUACUUGAGUUUGAGGAGUUUCUUGCAGUGAGUGAGAAGCCAGUGAUUGAUGAGAUUUACUACCUACAACGAUACAAGGAGGGUUGGACCAAAUGGGAGGAGAAAAUGGACAUUCUAGAGUGUCUGGAGAAACAUGGUUAUUCCAAGGGUAAAGAUGGUCGUUGGCAUCACUGGUUCUUUGGUUAUGGAGAUGACGUUUAUGCAAACAAGUUUGAAUGCAUGUCAUACAUGGGACAUGCAGGCUUUAUCAAACCCUUUCUAAUGCACAACAUAUCAGGCAGCAGAUCUGUAUUCCUGGACAGGGCAGAGUCACUUAUCCAUGGACAGUACAGUGAGUGGUCUCCCCUCUACUGGAGUGGCAGAAGAAGUAUGGUAUAUGCCAAACAUCUGAGAGACAUCGGGGACAAUUUCAGGGAGAAAUAUCUCGGCUCCACAGACAAAAAAGAUAAAACUGUACUUGAUGAUUGGACAAAAAUGAAAAAAAAACAUGGUGACGCAAAAGGAGGCCCAUACUUGGCUAUACAUCUAAGAAGAAAAGACUACCUGUACGCCCAUGGAGGGGAGAUCCCAAGUAUCCAACUUGUGCCUAAGAAAGUCAAGUCCAUCCUUAAAAAACAUAAACUCAAAAAAGUUUUUAUCGCUACAGAUGCUCCAAAUGAAGAGUACGAGUAUCUAAAACAGGAGUUUGGUGAAAAGGUUGAAGUUUACCGUUUUAAACCCACCCCAGAGGAACAUGAGAAGUAUAAAGAUGGCGGAGUGGCCAUUAUAGACCAGUGGAUAUGUGCUCAUGCUAGGUAUUUCAUUGGAAGUUAUGUGUCAACAUUUUCAUUCCGAAUUCAAGAAGAGAGAGAGAUUUUAGGAUUUGAGCCAGAAAUGACUUUCAACAGACUCUGUAAUGAUGAUAGUGAUACUUGUGAACAGCCUUCAAAGUGGACCAUCAAAUACUGAGUCUGACGUGUUCUAGGAAACCUAAAUUUGUUAUCAAAGUUAUUAUCUCAUAUAACUAGAAUGAGGAGAUGAAACAAUUUUGAUGAAAGUUCUUUAAUAGAUUUGUAAAAUGGACGUUUCUUUUUACAAGAUUCAUCUAUAUCAUGAAUUAAGUGUUAAAGGAUACUAAGUUGGUGUUCAGUAUUUUUUUUUAACCAAACACCAUAAAUUCAUUUGAUAAAUGCUUUAACAACUGAAUAUCACUAUCAGAGUUUUCCUGAGCACUUUAAAUAAUUGAAAUAAUGUUCAGGAAGAAAACUUACAAAUAUUUUCACAGAAUAUUAUUUUCAGAACAUGAAUAUUGACAUUGAAAACUUACUCUAUCUGAUGUAAUGUCAUUAAAGAGGAGUGAAAAAUCAAAAACAUAUUUGAAUGCAAUAAUUUGAUUGCCUACAGGUUCAAUGCUUGAAUGUGUUGGUUGUUGCAGAAAUUAAAUCUGCUCUCUUACCCUAUAAAAUAUACUAAAUUAUGGUUGUAGUGUAGAUGUGUUGGUGUGGCAGUGUUGAUAAAGAUUAUGAAUUAUAGUAAAUUAUGACCAUGCCUUAAUAAUUAUAAUGUGAAACAAAUGAAAUGUUCUUGUGCAUCCUGUUACCGACACAUUGUCAGAACCAUAUUACUUCUGAUAACGUCUGGUUGAAUCUAUUCCAUAGACAAAAAUGGUAUGUUUUCUCAACAGUGUUGUGUUCAGAUCUCAGUUUUAACACUAAAGGUGACCAAAGGUAUUUUUUUACAUACAGCCACUCUGACUCAAAUUUAUUUUCAAAUUGCCAACAAUUAAAGUUAAAGUCAAGGUCAAAGAUCAUUUUUUUCCCAGAGUUAUUUUGUCACAAUUUCGUAUUCAAAUUUCCUACUGGGAGAUUUUAACCGUGCCAUGACCUGACAGCAUAAGAUGUAUGUAAUGUAACUCUCUAAUGUUUCAACUCAAGAGUUUGUGGUAGUGGCAAGUUGUUGAAGGUCAUCGAUGGCUGUCAGGACUUCAGAUCAGCACAAUGUGUAUUUAUGAACACUGUAUGUGGAUGAUAUACUGUACAUGUACGACCUUUGUAUGAUUGCUGUGUAGUUGGGGUAUAUGUGUGUAAUAUUAUAGUAAAUUUGUAUACAUGUGUAGCCAUAUGCAUAUGAGGUCAAUAUUUGCACUCAUUUCAUUUAAACCAAAGAGUUUAUAUUUUUUAUUUAUUUAUUUUAAUGAGAUCUGUCAUAAUUGUUAUAGAUUUUAUCAUGUAUAAAGUGAAUAAACUUCACUCUUUGCAAGGAGUUUGCAAAAUAUCCAGAUAUCUUUUUCUCUUUUGAUAAAAAACAAAGUCGUUAACUUGCCCCUGUGUCAGAGUCCUGUUCAAAGUCAAAACUAAAUCAAAAUAUUUAAUCUAUUGUGUGCAACUUUUUCACAAUGACAUGAGACUACAUGAACCAAUAUAGAUUUUUUUCCCCCAUAUCUACAAAUGCUUUAAUUUCACUGAUUUACAAAUUCGUGUUACACAAUGUGUGAAAAGGUCAGUUUGAAUUUUCCUAUAUUGUACUUUUUUUCUUUUGAACUAAUUUAUCAUUUCUGACAAUUUUCAUUAAUGAAAGACAUUUAUUAAUUCAUUUAAAGUUUAAAGUGCUUACAUUUUAUAUUUUCAUCAGUUCUAUUUUUAAAUAUUUAUUUUUCUCUCAUUCAUGUUACAUAGGAAUCAAUUAAGUGUUUGUACAUAAAGACUGUGCAUAUGUUCAUUUAUUCUUGUGUAUAUAGUAUUGAGAAAUAUUUUCAUGCUGUUACACAUUUGUAAAUACGUUUUUAGCUCACCCAUUACGAGUAACCGAGAGGUAAUGCUGUCACCCCGACGUCUGCGUUGGCGUGGGCGUUGGCAUGGGCGUGGGCGUCCCACCCCAAAACUUUUAAAGUUUUUGGGGUAAGUUUUUGGAAAGCUUGUAAGUCCAAAAGUAUACACCUCAUGCCCUUCUAAUUUGGUUUUUACAUUCAGUAGAGGUCUAGGAGUGAUGUUAUGGCAAAAUGAU